ACGAGGCUCAGUUUUAUACGACACAAACCACAUUUCUCUUGUGCGACUUCCUGUGCAGCUUAGCUCGUCGCUUGGAGACCUAGCCUUGAUCCUUCUACAGGGCGUCAGUAGUCCCCCAGACAUCAAGCGAGGUACCCAGUUAUCCAGGUUGUGAACUGAGGCUACAGAGUGCUGCUGAACCUCUGUCUAGUUGUAUACUGGUGACAAGGACAUCAUGUCACCAAAGCCAUUAGACUAUGAGUCCAUUAAUGAAAAUGUGAAGAAGGUUGCAUAUGCUGUUAGAGGUGAGCUCUAUCUUCGAGCUUCUGAGCUUCAGAAGGAAGGGAAGAAGAUUAUUUUUACAAAUGUCGGCAACCCUCAUGCUUUAGGACAGAAGCCAUUGACCUUCCCUCGUCAGGUGGUGGCUUUAUGUCAAGCUCCAUUCUUGUUAGAUGAUCCUAAUGUGGGACUCAUCUUCCCAGCAGAUGCAAUUGCAAGAGCCAAACAUUAUCUUUCAUUGACAUCAGGUGGUCUAGGUGCCUACAGUGACUCUCGAGGGCUUCCAGGAAUAAGGAAGGAGGUGGCAGAGUUCAUUGAAAGGCGUGAUGGAUAUCCAAGUGAUCCAGAAAUCAUAUAUCUGACAGAUGGUGCAAGCAAAGGGGUAAUGCAGAUUUUGAAUACUAUUAUCCGUGGUGAAGGGGAUGGUAUUUUGGUUCCAGUACCUCAGUACCCACUUUACUCUGCUACAAUAUCUCUACUUGGUGGUUCUCUUGUUCCAUAUUACCUGGAAGAGACAGCAAACUGGGGUCUUGACGUCAAUAACGUUCGCCAGUCAGUUUUGCAGGCUCGUUCUAGAGGAAUAACAGUCCGAGCCAUGGUGAUUAUAAACCCAGGAAACCCUACUGGCCAGUGUCUAAGUGAAGCUAAUCUAAAGGAAAUACUACACUUCUGCUUCCAAGAAAACUUAGUCCUGCUUGCAGAUGAAGUUUAUCAGCAGAAUAUAUACCAAGAUGAGCGCCCUUUUAUAAGUGCAAAAAAGGUUUUGAUGGACCUUGGUGCACCCUUAAGCAGAGAGGUCCAACUUGUUUCUUUUCAUACUGUCUCUAAAGGAUAUUGGGGUGAAUGUGGACAACGGGGAGGAUACUUUGAGAUGACCAACAUUCCUCCAAAGACUGUUGAUGAGAUUUACAAGGUUGCAUCUGUAUCACUCAGUCCAAAUGUCCCCGCACAGAUAUUUCUAGGGCUGAUGGUCAACCCACCCAAGCCAGGGGAUAUCUCCUAUUUGAAGUUUGUUACAGAGAGCAAAGCAAUCCUUGAUUCAUUGAGGAGGAGGGCACACAUAAUGACUGAUGGAUUCAAUAGCUGUAGAAAUGUGGUUUGUAACUUCACAGAAGGAGCCAUGUAUUCUUUCCCACAAAUACGCCUACCACCAAGGGCCAUUGAAGCUGCCAAAAACGCUGGAAAAGUUCCUGAUGUUUUCUAUUGUCUCAAGCUUUUGGAAGCAACGGGCAUUUCCACAGUCCCUGGUUCAGGUUUUGGCCAGAAAGAAGGGGUCUUCCACUUGAGGACAACCAUCUUACCAGCUGAAGAAGAUAUGCCUGCAAUUAUGGCCAGUUUCAAAAAGUUCAAUGAUGAGUUCAUGGAACAAUAUGAAGACCACAGAGGCUAUUCAAGGAUGUAAAGGGACUCCAAGCAUCCUAAUGCUUUAUCAUAUUCGACAACUCUGGAAACUAAUUAAUGUACUAUUAACUUCUUGCACUUCAUUCUCUUGAAAUGGGGUUAAUAAAUUCAUCCUUGCUUUUGUCUUGCA
This is a messenger RNA of Nelumbo nucifera (sacred lotus), 1789 nucleotides long. Its product is annotated as glutamate--glyoxylate aminotransferase 2. Lineage: Eukaryota; Viridiplantae; Streptophyta; Magnoliopsida; Proteales; Nelumbonaceae. Gene Ontology annotation, molecular function: L-alanine:2-oxoglutarate transaminase activity; pyridoxal phosphate binding; L-alanine:glyoxylate transaminase activity. The record is from RefSeq and is a predicted model, not a curated record. Gene Ontology annotation, biological process: biosynthetic process; photorespiration.